ACCACGGCCCCGGGGAGCGUUGUUGAUUAACUCCCAUGCCCGCAGCCACGAGCCAUCCGUAGCCAUUUUGGCUCAAGCUGUUUCAUGUCAGGAGUGCCCUCCGACCGCACACGAUCAAGUCAGACGGAGGAUGUCUUCUAAUUCGAGAAUAGUGGUGAUGGUGUUGGUUCUGAGUAGGACCCUCAGUUUCUUUGGCGUCGGAUGAUGUCAUUGCCAUGAUGCCGAUUAAUCUAUCUGAAGGGGAGGUGUAGGAGUUCCCCGGAAUUCUUCAUUUUGAGCCCUGGCUCUCGGUGGUGUUACGAUUCAGUGCGCGGCGGUGAUAUUGCAGUUGACCUCUCCGCUGGCACUACGAUCGAGUUUGAUUGGGUGGCUUCUUCCGAUGAGCCGAAGUACAUUAGAAUCGAUGGCACAGACAGGACCGAAAUUCAAUUUCAAGCGACCUAUGACUGUGGAUAUGAUGCCAGCCUUCCUUUCCAGCAGUUUAUCGGAGCUAAUAUCACGGAUGAAGUCGACGCCCUUCGAUCAUGACAAUGUUUCGCAGUCGUACACUUACAACUCGUCCUCGUCUUUUGUAACCCUUGGCAAGUGUGACGGAUGUGGUUGUUGUCAGAUCGUUACCAGGUUGCAGUUCGAUCCAGAAGUUGAAGGGUUGAAGAUAAGUUUCCAGAUGGUCGGUCGCCUACGAUACAUCGAAUGUGGUUGCCGAUGAGCAGGUGUAUCAUUGGUCUGCGAGUGGCGAUUAUUGGAUGAGGGUCACAGGACAAUGCGUACGCUAUUUCGGAAUUGCCUUCGCCCACCCCAGCCCCCACGGCCGGCGACGCUUCUGUUGCCAAGCGUUCGUUUGCACAUGUCACAUGGCCUUGUGUAUUUCGUUGUUGUUGUUUGCGUUGUUUCCUUUCUGAUCUGACGAUCGCCUUCGCAGCAACGACUGUUUAAGGUGGAUCGGAUGCAAACGUGGCCUUGGUGGUUGAUUUGCUUCGCUAGUGCGCCAAGUGUCUUUCGAGAUCCAGGGCGCGUGCGGUUCUGACAAGUAGCUACGGUCAUCGUCGCAGCUAGGAACUUCACCGUCGCAAGAUGUUGGCGCCAAUGCAAUAUGCAGUAUGACCUUCACAGCCAGUGUCAUGCGCCAACUUACGCACGUCCACCUGUCGUUCAAGCGCUCUGUGGCACAACUACUGCUCGAACACUCAGUGGUGUGGCUCUGUUGCCCAAGGCAGCAGCGCCUUUCGCCAGCAGCCCCCAGCGCGCUGCAGCGCAGGGUGGCAGCUCGGGUGCAGCGCUGGCCGCCGCUCCCCCUGCACUUCCUUCGGCGACGCCCGAACAUGCGCACACGGCGGCGCACCGGGCCCGAACGGGCCGAGGGCCGCGGCCUCGGCCCGGAGGCCCGGGCACGGCCUGGAACCGCCUCUGGGGCCGCCCGAGAUCGCCAGGGAAGGCCACCAGAGGGCCAUUCCUCACCGAGCGCGUUCCACGACUCGCAAGGUGCCUGCUUGCAAACGCCCGAGUUAGCCUGGCGAAGGGCCCAACCAUAUGCAGCCGUGAGCACCGCAGUGAUGAGUAUCAUCUUCGCC
Messenger RNA from Prorocentrum cordatum, 1571 nucleotides. The record is from the annotation of a GenBank genome assembly. NCBI's taxonomy places the organism in Eukaryota, Dinophyceae, Prorocentrales, Prorocentraceae.